Homo sapiens (human) is the source of this 2781-nucleotide messenger RNA. It is a transcript of the gene PYDC5, whose product is annotated as pyrin domain containing 5. Gene Ontology annotation, biological process: regulation of innate immune response; cellular response to cytokine stimulus. The transcript has a single exon. The record is from RefSeq and is marked validated. The coding region runs from base 2440 to 2781 and encodes 113 amino acids. Lineage: Eukaryota; Metazoa; Chordata; Mammalia; Primates; Hominidae.
CUACUACUCUAGGUGGUAGGAGUACAGCAAUAAACAGCACACAAAUGCUUGACCACAAGGCACUUCUAUUUCAGCAGGCUGGCCAUUAAAGAAUAAACAAAUAGCAACAGCAUUUAUACUAUAAUGUCAUAUAUAAUAUAAUGCUUAUAUAUUACAAGCAGAUAAAUUCUAUGAAGAAAUACAAAUGGUAUGAGGUAAUAGUAACGGUAUCGUGCUAUUUUGCAGCAUGUGUUCAUUGAAGGAUGAGCUUAGAAAAAAACAAGCAGAAAUCUGAACAGAGUGAAGGAGCAAGCUUUGCCAAUAUUCUGGUUGAAAAGAAAUAAAUGAUUUGACAAAGAAAAUAAUUGCUAAUGCUUCAAUUAUAACACUACUAUAUAUCUGAGGGUUGGUGUUUUCGAAGCAAAUAACACUAGUUUUUUUUUUCUUUCUUUUUUAAUUUUUUUAAACAGAGAAUCAUUCCAUACUCUCUGUAUGAUAAGCAGGCUGUUGGCAUAAGAAAAAGCAGAGCUCCUGGAUUCAGAAGACUUGAAUUCAGUAAUAUGUACUGUCUUUUACUAGCUGUUUGGUUCCAGGUAACUCAUGCCACCUAAUUUAAAAUGUAACAAUUGAGAGACUAUAAUAAAUGCCAGCUGUUUUGUAUCAGGCAUACCAUACUGUGUAUUUACAACCUGGAGAUAGGAAUUAUCAUCCCCAUUCAGAGAUGAUUAUAUGCUCCCUCAACAUUUUCUUUUCUUUGUGUCUUCCAGGCUUCAUGUGAAAGCACUUUGUACACAGUAAGUUGCUACCCAGUGUCAGCUAUUAUGCAUGGUACAGGACCAUACUUCUCAACUACAGUGUGUACACCCCUGGGACAUGAAGCCACCAAAUCAAUUGUCUGCAUUUUCUUUGGGUAUACAUUUUACCCUAUAGCAAAUACUUUAAAAUAUGUUUUAAGUAAACAGAUAUCAUGGAGUAAAAUGUAAAUUUUAUAUUUAUGUGAUAAAAGGUGUCUUAAUUUUCUUAUAUAUAAAUUGUUAUUGAUAUGUGAAUGUUAGCACGUAAUAGGGUUGUAGGAGGGUUGCAUUCUUAUAGAUAAGUAGGGAAACAUGCUGAGUUGACUGUGUUUAGCAUAUAAUAGAUGCUCAGGAAAUGCAAAUUUCCUUCUUUUCUUUCACUGGUAAGACAGGGGCGUUCAUGUAGUUUAAUCAUUUUAAGUAUUUGAAAUGUGUUCCUUAUUUUGAAAAUGUCCCUUAAAAUACUUUAUAAAUACUUUCAAUUUUUGCUUAUAAAUUCUACAUGUAUAAAUAGGGUUUCUCUAGCUAUCACCUGUCUAUAGGAAAAAAUAAUAAGUUCAUAUUAAAAGUAAUAACUCAGAAUUCAUUAACAUUGUCUCUAUCAAUGGGAGCCUCCCCUAAAAGUCACAGUUGGUUAUCUUCAGCUCAUAAACAUCCUUUCUUGUUCUUGGCUCAAGUCCUCUACCAUAUAGGUUGCUACUUUUAAAGUAAAAUUACUAAAUACUGGUAAUUUUGAGCACCUGUUCAUAUGUGUGUUGGACAUUUGAGUAACGUGGUUAUUCAUACCUAUUGUCCAUUUUUCACAUGGGCUGUACAAAUGGGACAAUAUGUAGUUCUACACACAUUCUGAAUUAUAUACAUUGCCUAUGUUUUCUUUCAGGAUUUGGAAGUAUUAUGUUUAAUUUUUCUUUUUUAUAAAGAAAUUUAGAGUUUACAUGCAAUCAAAUUUAAUAAACUUUCCCUUCCUGACUUGCACCUUUUGUGCUUAAGACACCUUCCCCUACCUCAACAUAUUGAGAUUAUCCUGUUUUCUUCUAAUGGGUUACUGGUCACAUUAGGUCUUCAAUGUGCUACACACUUUAAAUAAUCAGAUCUCUGUGACUCAGAGGAGAACUCACUCAUCAACCAGGGGAUGGCACUGAGCCAUUCAUGAGGGAUCCACCCCCAUGAGCCAAGCACUUCCCGUCAAGCCCCACCUCCAACACUGGGAAUCACAUUUCAGCAUGAGAUUUGGGGAAAAUAAAUAUCCAAACCAUAUGAUUCCAAAAACAUGAUCCAUGAAAGAAGAAAUUGAAAAAUUGAGCUUUAUCUACUGUAUACAUGUCAAAAAAUUUAAAUUGCACAUGUGAAAUAUGUGCAUUGUGUUGUAUGUCAGUUAUGCCUGAAUAACUCUGUUUUAAAAAUAACAGGAAAAUGGAUCCCAUUUUCUAAGAAUUCUGGAGGUGGUUGUAUACCCUCUGAAGAUGUCUUUCCCAGGAAGAAGGACUAUCUUGCUUAAAAAGUUAUUUCUUAUAUUUCACCAAAAUCUCUUUUACUGUACUGUAAACAUUUUAUUUUCCCUUUAAAAAAUAGUAACAGCUCACCUUGCUUCAUUUUGAAUGUUGAAUCACUUUUGGUGGUAUAAUCUUACAUAGUUUGGAUCCCUUAUAAGCUGAAAAGUCGUGAGAUGGAGAGUAAAUAUAAGGAGAUACUCUUGCUAACCAGCCUGGAUAACAUCACCGAUGAGGAACUGGAUAGGUUUAAGUGCUUUCUUCCAGAUGAGUUUAAUAUUGCCACAGGCAAACUGCAUACUCUAAACAGCACGAGUAGCCAACUUGAUUUAAAACGCUGGCAUGGUGUCUGCAGUGAGGAAGACCGUAUUUUUCAGAAGCUGAAUUAUAUGCUUGUGGCAAAAUGUCUUCGGGAAGAGCAGGAAACAGGUAUAUGUGGGAGUCCCUCAUCUGCCCGGUCCGUUUCUCAGUCAAGACUUGGUCUUUCCUUUCAUGGCAUUUCUGGGAAUGCAUGUUGA